CACCGGAAUUUUCUGAACAAUUGGAGGCAUAUUUAAAAUUCCAUCGUAUAAAAUUCUUUGAUUACUCGCAAUAUAGUGAUAUCAAACGUAUUGGUGAAGGAGGGUACGCAGUCGUUUAUUCUGCAACAUUUGAUGGACAGACUUAUGCAUUAAAAAGUCUAAAUAAUAAUUUGCGAUUCGAAGAUAAAGAGUUCAGACAAUUUAAGCGUGAGGUUAUGUGUCUUUAUACGAUUGAUAAUCAUCAAAAUCUUAUCAAAUUCUAUGGAAUCGCUAGAG
Racocetra persica is the source of this 276-nucleotide messenger RNA. Lineage: Eukaryota; Fungi; Glomeromycota; Glomeromycetes; Diversisporales; Gigasporaceae. The record is from the annotation of a GenBank genome assembly.